Molecule: messenger RNA, 5302 nt
Organism: Nylanderia fulva
Lineage: Eukaryota; Metazoa; Arthropoda; Insecta; Hymenoptera; Formicidae
Gene: ema
Product: C-type lectin domain containing ema
Biological process (GO): regulation of autophagosome maturation; vacuolar transport; endosomal transport
Cellular component (GO): Golgi apparatus; late endosome
Source: RefSeq, a predicted model, not a curated record
CCUAACUUUAAUCUAAUCUAACCUAGAUCGUAUUUCUACCUUGUAUGUAAUGAAAGUUGAAUUUCGAACUGGAUUAUUACUGCCUCGUGUAAAAUUCAACAAGUCUGAUUGAAAAGAGAAAGAUUAACGUGCCAACAAAUAAUAUAAUAUAAAGAUAUAAUAAUAUAAGUUGAAUCGCGAUAAAAAAAAUCGCUCGCGUCUGAAGGAUUAAAAUCCUAACCCUGAAUAUAUGAUAUAAUACAAAAAAAUAUGUAAGUUUUAUAUUAUCUCGACAAAAUUAUCCAUUACGAAACAAAAGUAAAAUCAAAAGAGAACAGAGGUGUCGAAGAGAAAAAUCGAAAAACAAUAAUCAGUCGACAUUCAUCAAAAAUUCUUUAAAAAAAUGUGAGGCAUCUUUUAGCGUUUGAGAUAAUUGAGAAAAAUGUUUCGAAGUAGAAGCUGGUUCGGUGGAGGGCUUUGGAAGCCUAAAAAUCCUCAUUCUCCGGAGCAUCUUAAAUACUUGUACAAUGUCUUGUCGAAGAAUCAAACCGUGUCUGAGAACAACAGAGGUUUACUGGUCGAAACUCUACGUUCAAUCGCUGAGAUUCUCAUAUGGGGUGAUCAAAAUGAUAGCAGUGUAUUCGAUUUUUUUCUGGAGAAAAACAUGCUUUCAUUCUUUUUGCGUAUUAUGAAACAAAAAUGUGGAAGUUAUGUAUGUGUUCAACUGCUUCAAACGUUAAAUAUUUUAUUUGAAAACAUACGCAACGAGACGUCUUUAUAUUAUCUAUUGAGUAAUAAUCAUGUAAACAGUAUAAUAGUGCAUAAAUUCGAUUUUAGUGAUGAGGAAGUAAUGGCAUACUAUAUUAGCUUUCUGAAAACACUGAGUUUAAAAUUAAAUGCACAUACCAUUCAUUUCUUUUAUAAUGAGCACACCAAUGAUUUUCCGCUGUACACGGAAGCAAUUAAAUUCUUCAAUCAUUCGGAGGGCAUGGUGCGCAUAGCCGUGAGAACUUUGACGCUAAACGUGUAUCGCGUCGAGGACGCAUCCAUGCUGGCUUUCAUAAGGGAUCGUACAGCCGCACCGUAUUUCAGCAAUCUCGUAUAUUUCAUCGGUGACCAUAUUAUAGAACUGGACACCUGCGUUCGAAAUGAUGCCGAUCAUCAGAGUCAAAAUCGACUGUCGGAUUUAGUUGCGGAACAUUUGGAUCAUUUGCAUUAUUUAAAUGAUAUUUUAUCCCUGAAUAUACCAGACUUGAAUAAGGUUUUAUCGGAACACUUGUUGCACAAACUAUUAGUCCCGUUGUAUGUUUAUUCUCUGAUGAAGUACAAGAAUGUUUCGUGCCAAAUUCAGGAUGAACGUAAACACGUCAGCGUCGUGGUAGCGCUUUUCCUACUCUCUCAAGUCUUUUUGAUAGUUUCACACGGACCUCUUGUGCACACAUUGGCGGUCAUAAUGUUCAUGUCUGACUUGGAGACAAUUCAAACUGGAACAAAUAGGGUCUUGGAGAAGCUUCAGGAUGCAACGUCGAAGUCUUUUACGCUGUCGAAAGACACGUCAUUGGAAAAAUCGCUGGAAAGCGAUCUGAGCGUCGAAACGCUGUCAAUUUCCGAAGAACCUGGCAAUGAAGAGAGCGACACGAGAAACGCGAAGGAAUUGACCGUGCAGGCUUCGAUUGACAACUCGCAAGAAUUCAAUAAUCAUCCAAGCACGUCUUCCGAUGUUGCUGCAACAGCAAAUAUGAAUACGCCGCUAAAUAGAAGCAUUCCGCACGAAGAGGGUUUAGAGGAGAUCAAACAGUUGAAUGUGACGGAUGAGGAGAAGGAGCAACGCUUGGCCUUGGAGAGUCCCUUGUUGUCUCAGCAAAGUCAGAGUGACGUACUCGAAUCUUUAGAGAAGAAGCCAUUUCUAGAAACAAUAAUCAGUUCAUUAUUAUGCGCGGAAAACGAUUACGCUGCGUUAUUCGCCCUUUGUCUACUAUACGCAUUAGCUAAUAAUCGAGGUAUAAGUCAUACAACUCUGGAUGUAAUCUUGUCUCCGUUUCAUAAUACGACUAUGAAAAAUUCAUAUAAUGAAUUGCUCAUGGAUAGAUUGAUUCAUAUUAUAACUUUGAGCUGCCAGACUAACACCAAAGUGAGGCUCGUUACAUUAGAGUUAACCAUUAAACUAUUAACACAAUUGACGGUAUCCGAAGGACAAUGUUUAUUACGAGAGUCGCACUUGGCAGCCGUUGAAGCGGCAAAGGAACAAAGCACAUCUUUGCUCAAAAACUUUUACAAGAGUGAAGAUAUUUUCUUGGACAUGUUUGAGGAUGAGUAUAGCGAAAUACAAAAGCGACCGUUGAAUGUCGAGUGGCUGAUGAUGGAUAGCAAUAUUUUAUUGCCUCCUACAGGCACACCUAUGACUGGUAUUGAAUUUAGUAAGAGAUUACCGUGUGGCGAGGUGGAAAGAGCACGACGUGCGAUAAGAGUUUUCUUCCUGAUAAGAGAACUAGCUUUGACGCUCAAUAUGGAACCAGAGACCCAAUUGCCUCUGACCAAUCCUGCUAAUUGCGUGCAAAUUAACAACGUUCUUGAUCUAAAUAAUAGUGACUUGAUUGCGUGUACCGUCGUAUGGAAAGACGGUCAGAAAAUUCGCCGUUUUUUAGUCAUCGACGUGGUACAAUUGAUUCUGGUGGAACCUGACACCAGCAAACUUGGAUGGGGUGUCGCAAAGCUGGUCGGUUUCUUACAAGAUAUCGAUGUGGCCGGCGACAAGGAUGAUUCGAGAUGUUUGCAUCUAACAAUUUACAAACCGUUGAACAGCAGUACGGGCAAUCGUAUACCACUAUUAUCGGCUAAAUUUAUCUUUGACGACCACAUUCGGUGCAUGGCCGCCAAACAGAGGCUAACAAAGGGGCGAAUAAAAGCUAGACAGAAGAAGAUGAAUCAAAUUGCAAGAUUGCUAGACAUUCCGACAAGCGUACCUCAUUGUUCGACACCGCCCAAUUAUGCCUUGCGUGGUUUACGACACGAACGUAUCGUCGGCCGUGGUCAAAGACCGCAAAAGGAACAAGCGAGGCCGAUGUUUAUGGUAAACAAAGUUCCUGGAUUCGCCGCGCAAAUGCGUAGAGAAAAUAGACCAGCGGCAUCGCCAAAUUCCAAACGCGACGACGCCAGCUCGAGCGAGAAGGUUCACGAGAACGGCUUGCGUUCUAGAGACAGCUCGCCCAAGAUGCCGAGGCCACGAAGCGAGGAGAUCCCUUUAGAGGAUAUGCGUAUCCGCAAAGCUUCCCUCACGUCCAACGGGCUGAACGCUUCACAUAUGUGUUCGGAAAGAAGGGACAGUCAGGGUGCAGCUUGCUUAAACAGCAAUGAAUCUUCAUCUAUGAUCAGGAAACACUCCGAGGAAACGUCCUUCACAUCUCCACAAGGACAAGAAUCUAAAUCGCGUAGAAAGGGUCAAGUGGAAACUGUAAUUCGAAAUCGGCCCAUGAUGGUGUAUAAUGUUCUACCAAACAAUUGGAAAAAUCAAAUUCCAAUGCGCGCGUUCCCUGUCUUGAACAACCACGCGAUUUUGCCACAACGCGGCACUCCUGCCAAGGAUUUUUAUUCUAUAAACAAGAUACAGGAAUAUAGUUCACAAUACAAACCAGAGUUAGCAAUAUUGCCGUCCACUCAUCGAGGGGACAUAGAUGAUGACAAAGGACCCAUCCAUACGAUUCCGGCACCUAAUCUAAGUCCAGCCGAUAAGCCUUAUUCGGCGACCGAUUCGGAAAAGGUUUUGCAGUAUCGUCCAUCGUACUCGAAUGAUCCCAAUUAUCAUAACACUGCGCAAAAUCCUAUGACAAGCACUUUUGGAUCAGACGCAAUUAACAGCAGUCUACCGCCGCAAAGAAUAGCAACAGAUCCAUUACAACAUCAAUACGAAGUUACAGAGAGAAACGACAUAACUUUGAAUGAGCAUAAAACUAUCCAACUGCCCGAAGCAACCCAUCAAGUUCAAGAUUUAGAUAUAAUGAGGCUAUAUUCGAUUAUAAAUAACAAUAAUCCUCAUCAAACCUUACAGUCCAACGAGCUUUUUGCUGUUAACCCGAAUACAGGAUCGAAUAAUAAUAUACAAAUCGGUCAACCAAGUAUGCCGAUGCAAACCAAUCUUCAUGGUUCCUUACACGUCGGAUUUCCUCCCGCAGGCAUUCAGACACCGUACACUAUAACGCAGCAGAUUCCAGCAGAGUUCAAUACAGGUCAUUCAAUUUCAACAGGGUCACCGCUGUCAGCAGCGCAAUUUUACGACCUCUUGAACAAUAUUCCACCCAAACUUACGGAGCAAUAUACAUCAGAUCAGCAAGUUCUUCAACAGCAACUUGGCCAAAUAUUCCAACCAGAUGUAGCAACAAGCUUUUCCCAACCGCAAAUGCAUUCUUUUAAUUAUGAUGAACAGGCUAAUCAAUUAUUACAACAGCAGCAGCUACAGCAACAACAACAAUUACGUCCCGAAAGUGUCACGGCGGAUUAUAAUUUGGGUUUGGGAUCUUCGAUAAAUACACGUAGGCAGAACGAUGCCCAAAUUAACGAGGAAUUAACAUAUUCUAUAAAUGGAAUUGAGCAACCCGAAAAUAAUAUUGAUAAUGAAGAAAUGACGACAUAUCAAAUAAACCCAACGAUGACGUAUCUCGAUAAAAUGGUCGAUGCUGGUGCCAUAUCGACAAAUUUCUACACGACACUCCCUAAUAGAGAAACUGCUGAAAAAUUAGCCGCCCUGGCUGCCGCCGGUCACGUCAACAGUCGUCUUAUAAAUCAGUUGCAAAAACAGCAGAAAAAAGAUGCACAGAAAAACGCAGUGCCGCUUAAUCACAAGAGCGAUGACGAUCUUGGGAAUCAACAGCAGAUCGAUAAUGAUGAACAGAUGACGUAUAAUCGACAAAAAAUACAUCAACAGCAGCAGCAGCAUCAUAGGCAAAAUCUUAAAGUACAAAACGAUGGAAAGUUGCCAAUGCAAAUUAUGAUACCCGAUGAUAAGAAUGAUUACGCUACGAGUGACGAUAAUCAACAAAGUAAUAAUAUAGAAAAAGAUAACGUAGACAUGGAGUACGAAUAUGAAGAUGGGGAAAUUGAAGAUUCGCAAACUGCAGCUUUGUUUAAAACAGCAUCUCGCGAUAAUAAUUCCCAUAUUGAAUUUGGCAUCCGUUUGUAAAAGAGAGUCACUACUUUUCUAAUUGUAAGCUAUAUUAUACAGGGUAUCCCAUAGAAAAUUGCUAAAAUUAAUCACGUGUCAUUUAUUAAUGCAUGCAGUCAUUGAGAAAACAAAAAUUGUGUUGAAAAGAGGAAAGUCUACAGUUUUUAA